GCACCAGCUAUAAAAGGCUGUAGUUAGUUUUCUCAGUGCAGCUCUGUCACACAGAGAAAGUUAGAGCUGUCCUCAGAACACCUUCAGUCCCCAGAAAUAAACUGCACAAGAAGAGGAAGUGCACACCUACAUUGUUCUGUAUCUUAACCCUCACUCAGUCCCAUGCUCAGACAGUCGGCAGCAAGACAACAUGGAGAUCACAGCUCUCUGCAUCAGACUGUAUCUCUUGUCUCUCCAGUGAUAAAGGUACCGGUAUUGUUGCUGCCUGCACAAAUUCAGCCCAUCUUCUCUCAUAAAGCUGAUUCAUCUUUCCCUCAUAUUGUUCCGUCCAGACUGCAGUUCUUUGAAUACGAGUCUUUCUUUCUAAACUGUGAGGGUCUUUUUAAUGAUUUGAGCGAAUGGAGAGUGAUGAAGAAUAUCAAGGGAACUGAUACUAUAUGUAACAAUAAUUUGGAGGCAAAAAUUCCCUGCAACAUUACAACCAGCUUUUCAGCAGACAGUGGAACAUACUGGUGUGAAGCUGAAGGAAAGAAGAGCAGCACCGUCAGCAUCCUAGUGACAGCUGGUCCUGUGAUCCUGGAGAGUCCUGCUCCUGUGAUGGAGGGAGAGGCUGUCACUCUGCGCUGCAGAAACAAGGAGAAGUCCAACCUUGAAGCUGGCUUCUAUAAAGAUGGCGUCUUCAUCAGGAACAGUUCAGGAGAAAUGUCCAUUGACAGUGUUUCCAGGUCUGAUGAAGGACUCUACAGGUGCAAAUUCUUUGGAGUUGGAGAAUCAGCAGAGAGCUGGCUGGCUGUCAGAGCUGCUCCUGUGAUCCUGGAGAGUCCUGCUCUUCCUGUGAUGGAGGGAGAUCCUGUGACUCUGCGCUGUCGGAAGAAGUCCUCCAAUCUCACAGCUGAUUUCUAUAAAGAUGGCUUCCUCAUCGGGAACAGCUCUACAGGAGAGAUGAUCAUCCAUAAUGUUUCCAAGUCUGAUGAAGGACUCUACAAGUGCAGAAUCUCUGGAGCUGGAGAAUCAGCAGAGAACCGUCUGGCUGUCAAAGCAUACUAUGAAGAGACUCUUCCUGAACGUCACUCCCUUCCUGUCUUCCUCCUGCUUUGGACAGUUGUCCCUCUUUUACUUGUGGCCUUUCUGCUGUUGGGAGUGGGACUUUUCUAUAUGAAGCACAGAGGUACCUCGACCUCUCAAUCCUCCUUUCCAACAUCCUCUCGUCUACAAACAGAGAGCAGUGAAGCUGGAUCACAACAGGCAACAUAUGCUGUCGUCACAAUGUCCAGAGGGGCAAAAGAGACCAAUGUGGCUGGAUCACAACAGGCAACAUAUGCUGUCAUCACAGUGCCCAGAAAGGCAAACGAGACCAAUGUGGCUGAAUCUCAACAGGCAACAUAUGCUGCUGUCACUAAACCAAGGAAGGUCAAAGAUAAGAAUGAACCCUUGACUUCACCUGUUUACCACACUCUGAGCAUGGUUCACUGAGAGCAGACGUCGCUGAAGGAUAGAGGAGAGACUGCCUGUAUGUCAAGACUUUUUAACAUUUUAUCAUCUCUAUUGCAGAGUAAUGGUUAUGUUCCUCUUUUGUUUGUAAAAAAUAAAUUAAAAUAUGUUUUCAUUUAUAACGAUGUAUUAAAUGUUAUGUGAAAAUGGCCUGGAAAGUCAUUGAGCAAAGUAUUUUUAAAAGUAGGCCAACAUUGUUCUCAUGACCAUCAGCUCAUCGUCUCACUCUGAGCCUCAGUGUUUAUUUCCAUUAUAGCUGAAACCGCUUUGUUCUGUCUGCUCCGCUUGUUCACACAUCUGAAGACGCUGUUUGCAAAAAACGGAGCUGCUGCAGUUUUUAAAAUACACUCACUGUGGUCAAUGACUAACAUGAUGCUGUUACAUCAGAGUGAAACUGUGUGACUGCUGUCAGUGUACGCGUCCUAUAUUUAUAAAUAACCAAUGACUGUCAUCAACUUUCAAUGUUGUAUGAACUUUGUGAACACAGAAUAUUUAUGUAUGCUGCAUACAAGUUCAUAACCAAUAUUGUGUGAAAACUAUGAACCCAAUGCAGCUGUUACAGCACACUGGAAUUAAAUGUGAGGUUGUGCAUAAAAGAGUUGAAUUUG
Messenger RNA from Dicentrarchus labrax (European seabass), 2099 nucleotides. Its product is annotated as sialoadhesin-like. Lineage: Eukaryota; Metazoa; Chordata; Actinopteri; Moronidae. The record is from RefSeq and is a predicted model, not a curated record. Gene Ontology annotation, biological process: cell surface receptor signaling pathway. Gene Ontology annotation, molecular function: transmembrane signaling receptor activity. The transcript is spliced from 12 exons. Bases 163 to 1473 code for a protein of 436 amino acids.